AUGAAUCGAGUCUACGAGUUCCCCAACGGUGUGAGGUACGAGGGAGAGGUUAACAGGCAGGGUCUUCCUGAGGGGCAAGGGACGAUAGUCUACCCUGAUGGAUCCAACUACGAGGGAGAGUGGAAGAAUGGGAUGAAGGACGGGAGGGGGAGACAGGUGUUCACCGAGUCAGAGGAGUAUGAAGGUGAGUGGAAGAAUAACAAGAAGCACGGGGUUGGAACGAGGGACGGGAAGGGUGUGUACGUGUACAAGGAUGGGUCGGUGUACCAGGGAGACUGGGUGAAUGACCUGAGGCAUGGGGAGGGGAUCAUCACAUACCCCAACGGUGAGCGAUACAGUGGGCAGUGGUCGCAGGGAUACAGCGAAGGAGAGGGAGAGGCGUUCUAUGCUGACGGCGGUCACUACAUGGGAGAGUGGGAGAGAGGGAGGAGGCAGGGGCGCGGUAUGUACACCUUUGCCAACCUCGACACCUACGAUGGGGAGUGGGACAAGGACCUGGUUCAUGGCAAAGGAGUGUACAACGCACAUGGGAACGGGAUCUACACGGGAGAGUUCAAGUACGGGCAGCGGGAGGGCUCGGGGACUUUAGUGCAUGUCAACGGCGACGAGUUCACUGGUGAAUGGUUCGAGGACAAGCCCAAUGGUCGAGGAGUGUACAAGUCAGCCAAGGACGGCAGCACGUUCGUGGGUGACUGGAAGGAUGGGAAGCGACAUGGAACCGGCAUCCUGGAGCUGAUCGAUGGAUCCCCGUGCCGCGAUGAGUGGUUCAGAGGCGUGCUCGCCGUUCGCUUCAUGCCGAAACAAACUGAAGUGGAUUAAAGCGAUGGGCAG
Guillardia theta CCMP2712 is the source of this 831-nucleotide messenger RNA. RefSeq lists its product as hypothetical. The coding region runs from base 1 to 819 and encodes 272 amino acids. The record is from RefSeq and is a predicted model, not a curated record. The transcript has 2 exons. Lineage: Eukaryota; Cryptophyceae; Pyrenomonadales; Geminigeraceae. Gene Ontology annotation, cellular component: cytosol.